Messenger RNA from Metopolophium dirhodum (rose-grain aphid), 3112 nucleotides. It is a transcript of the gene slif, whose product is annotated as cationic amino acid transporter 3. Gene Ontology annotation, molecular function: amino acid transmembrane transporter activity. The record is from RefSeq and is a predicted model, not a curated record. The transcript is spliced from 12 exons. Gene Ontology annotation, biological process: transmembrane transport; amino acid transport. The coding region runs from base 512 to 2356 and encodes 614 amino acids. Gene Ontology annotation, cellular component: plasma membrane. NCBI's taxonomy places the organism in Eukaryota, Metazoa, Arthropoda, Insecta, Hemiptera, Aphididae.
GUGCACGCGGUUCAUAAUUACUCGUACACGGACGCGCGCGCGUUCGACCGCGGUUAACGACGACGACGACGAUCACGGACGUUAUCUCAGAGAAAACAAAAAUCCCUAAAUCGUGAUAAAAUAAUAAUAACGAUAAUAAUAAUAAUUUAAAUCACAGGUCUCACGUCCGGCGAAUCGUAAACUGCAACGAACACGGUGCAUAUAUAAUAAUAUUAUCGUAUUGCACCACGCCGACGUCGCGUCCGAUCAUCGUCGUCGAUUCAACGCCGCAAAUAAUAUUAAUUGUAAACAAUAUAUUAUUAUUACAAAUCCGUUUCGGACUUGGGCCGCCGUCCAUCGAGUGCCCCCUAUUCGAUAAUUUACAGACGUCGACCGGUCUCGCGAAUCAGCCCGCCGCGGACGUCGUCUCGCCGUUGACCGAGAGACGAUAAUAUCAUAGUCGUCUUCAGUCCGUCAUCUGAUCGGUACAUCCGACCGAUUGUCAUCUACGCGCCGGAUCAACGACGACAUCAUGGACGGCUCUUGGUGGAACUCGCGAGAAAAACUGAUCCAGGUGAUGUCCAGACGGAAAAGUGACGAUGACGUACUGAUCGACCAACCAGGAAAGGAGAAAUUGGCCAGGGUCCUCAACCUGGUAGACUUGACGGCACUCGGCGUAGGGUCCACGUUGGGUGUGGGCGUGUACGUCCUCGCAGGAGCCGUUGCCAAAACGGAUGCGGGGCCGGCGGUCGUGUUGUCCUUCAUUUUGGCCGCCUUUGCAUCGGCUUUCGCAGGUCUGUGUUACGCUGAGUUCGCAGCUCGAGUGCCAAAAGCCGGGUCAGCUUACGUUUACAGUUACGUCGGCGUGGGUGAAUUCGUCGCGUUCGUGAUCGGAUGGAAUCUGAUACUCGAAUACGUCAUCGGCACUGCAAGCGUCGCUAAAGGUCUCAGUAACUACAUCGAUGCGCUGUUGGAGUACCCCAUGAAAAGGACGAUGACAAAUCUCUUCCCUAUGAAUGUCAGCUUUUUGUCCGAGUUCCCAGACUUUUUGUCAUUCAGCGUCGUGUUGCUAUUAUCGAUUUUGCUGUCAUGGGGAGUCCGUGAAUCAACGAUGAUCAACAACGUGUUUACAGUCGUUAAUUUACUGACCGUUGCCACCGUCGUUAUAACCGGUUUAUUCAAAGUUAACUUGUACAAUUGGAAUAUACCGAAACAAGACAUCCCGAAGGGCGUGAAAGGCGGCGAAGGCGGUUUCAUGCCUUUCGGUUGGGCCGGGGUGACCGCGGGGGCUGCCAAAUGUUUCUACGGGUUCAUCGGCUUUGACACCGUAGCUACAACGGGAGAAGAAGCGAAAAAACCGAAACGUGACAUCCCGUUGGCCAUCAUACUGUCGUUGUCCAUCAUAACGUUCGCAUACUGCUGUAUCAGUUCGGUGUUAACUCUGAUGUGGCCGUAUUAUAAACAGGACGCCGACGCACCGUUCCCGUACGUCUACGAUCAUCUCGGCUGGACGACUAUCAAAUGGGUUGUUUCUUCUGGUGCUAUAUUCGCACUGUUCACCAGUCUCAUCGGGACCAUGUUCCCGUUGCCGAGGAUUCUGUACGCCAUGUCCUGCGACGGUCUCCUGUUCAACAUGUUCUCCGACAUUCACCCAAAAUAUCAGACACCUCUAUUGGCCACCUUGCUGUCGGGCCUGCUCGCGGGUAUUAUGUCAGCGAUUUUCAACCUGGAACAGCUGAUCGACAUGAUGUCGAUCGGCACAUUGUUAGCGUACUCGAUCGUGUGUAUUUGCGUGCUGGUCUUGCGGUACAAGAACGACUCAGACGUGGAGUUCGUGAUCAAGGGUAACGACGAAUUGGAGACCAGCGGAUUCGUUGAGAUAGUCGUCAAGACGGUGGUAAAGUACUUUAACCUGUCCAACAUCAAAUACGCCAACGAAGAGACCGAGAGCGUGGCCACGAUCAUUACUAUGUGGUUCAUUUGCACGUCGGCGCUGUUCUGCUUCAUCACCGUCCAACAAGAAGGCACCCAAAACAGCAGUGACGUCGCAGCGUACUCGAGCGCUAUUUUGGCCAUAGGGCUGUUGCUUCUGUUGCUGUUACUGGCCAGACAGCCACAAUCGACCAAAGAACUUUCGUUCAAGGUCCCGCUGGUGCCGCUCAUACCGUGCAUGAGCAUCUUGUUGAACAUUUACCUGAUGAUGAAACUCGACAUACACACGUGGAUCCGUUUCGGCAUUUGGCUGCUGAUCGGACUGUUCAUAUACGUCUUUUACGGGAUGAAGCACAGUGUCGAGGGACGGAAGCAGUUGGAAGAGCCGAAAAAGAGACCGUCUAGUGCCGCGGCGGUGCACCCGAUUUCCAUCAUCAAGUUAUAGGACAUGCACGUUAAGUGCAUGAUAUAAGUAAAGGGGGCGAGGAGAUGUCGAUCAGAAUAUUAUUAACAUUCCGUUUCAAAAACGAAACCGACUGUCGCGCGAACGAAGUCACUUUUCAAAACUUAGUGCAAGGGGCGACUGUCGUUCGCAAAAUAUUUACACAUACCAGUAUUAUGUUAUUUACUUCUUACAAACGAAAAAUAUGUUAAGUUAUAUUAAAAUUAACAAUUAAACGAACGGCCCAUAUAAUAUUAUAAUAUUACUUUACGAAACUAGGUCGUUCUAUGAAACUAUUAUGUAAUAUUGUUGACAGUACUUAAAAUACCUUCGUAUAUUAAAUGUCUUUAAUUUUUUUUUAUGUUGUGAUAUUUAUUUAUAGAAAUACUAUUUACGUAAUUCUUUUUGUGUAUAAUAUAUUUAAUAUUAUUACAAUUAUUAAAUAAUUAAUCUUCGUUUUUCGAUAUUAUAUUAUUAUAAUAUUAUAAACCUAUUGCGUAAAAGUCGUUGAACAAAAAAAAGGACCAUACGCAUACCAGACAAUUAAUUUUCUUUUACGUUUUUAUUAUUAUUAUUUUUUAAUCAUAUUAUCAGCAAUGUUGUUUUAUUAUUGCUAUUAAUUAAUGAAUGUAUUAUGUUAUAUUAUUUAUGUUUAGUACCUAUAGUUCACGUAUGUUACGAACACAUUAUAAUAUAAUUAUUAUAGUAUUUGUAUUUGUUUAUGUGUGUAUAUAUAUAUAUAUAUUUAAUAUUAUUAUA